Antechinus flavipes (yellow-footed antechinus) is the source of this 2985-nucleotide messenger RNA. RefSeq names its product ankyrin repeat and SOCS box containing 6 (gene ASB6). NCBI's taxonomy places the organism in Eukaryota, Metazoa, Chordata, Mammalia, Dasyuromorphia, Dasyuridae. Gene Ontology annotation, biological process: intracellular signal transduction; protein ubiquitination. Gene Ontology annotation, cellular component: BRCA1-BARD1 complex. The coding region runs from base 340 to 1563 and encodes 407 amino acids. Gene Ontology annotation, molecular function: protein binding. The transcript is spliced from 5 exons. The record is from RefSeq and is a predicted model, not a curated record.
UAAAAUGGUUGUCAUCUAAAAUGACAGCUCUGGUAGGGGCUGAGCAGGCAGCUUAAGAGUACAAUGAUACCUUGGUGGGAAAGACUAGGCUUUUUUCUGGUCCUUUGAUUCCUCAGGUGUCAUUUUAAUUUUUAUUGUUUAAGCUUGAGAACAGCCACAUUCACUUUCAACUUGUGGGCAAAUGCCUAAUGAGGGGGAGAAGAUGACUUGGCUGAAUGCCUCCUCCUCUUUUUGCCUUUUAAAUGGUUCUCUUGCCACCUCUAUUCUAGCUGAAGCCCCGUUCUUGCUUCAGCUCCUCCUGUGUGAUUGAUUUAGUAGCCUUUCCCCAAGUCCCCAGUUAUGUCGCCUCUCCCAUUAACGUUAAUGAAAAUGCGCCUGCUGGCACUGAGCCCAGGGCUAAGGGAAGAUAAUUUCUUGCUGCUUUUCUCUGAGCUGUCUUGCAGUUUAUUUGUUAAUACCGUGUGGAGAGGAGAGCAGAUAAGCUGCUUUGGGCAUAAAUCAUGGCACGAAGGCGUUAGUUUCCUGUCGUGUAAAUGGCCACAGAACCAGACUGCUCCAUGCAAAGGAGAAUGUGGUCCUUGGAUUACACGGGAUCCUGUCACUUACUACACUGCUCUACACAUUGCUGUCCUCCGCAACCAACCUGACAUGGUAGAGCUGUUGGUGCAUCAUGGGGCUGACAUUAACAGGAGAGAUCGGAUCCAUGAGAGCAGCCCCCUGGACUUGGCCAGUGAGGAACCUGAGCGACUACCCUGCUUGCAACGACUCCUGGAUCUUGGGGCUGAUGUUAAUGCAGCUGACAAGCAUGGAAAGACAGCUUUGCUUCAUGCACUAGCCAGUAGUGACGGGGUCCAAAUCCAUAACACCGAGAACAUCAGACUCUUGUUGGAAGGAGGAGCAAAUGUAAAGGCUACUACCAAAGAUGGUGACACGGUUUUUACGUGCAUUAUCUUCCUACUUGGUGAAACAGUAGGAGGUGACAAAGAAGAGGCCCGUAUGAUUAACCGGUUCUGCUUCCGUGUUACUCAGUUGCUCCUUGCUCAUGGAGCAGACCCUAGUGAAUGCCCAUCCCAUGAAUCUCUCACCAAUAUCUGCCUCAAGAACUUUAAGCUGCACUUUCCACUCCUGCGCUUCCUUCUGGAAUCUGGAGUCUCCUACAAUUGCUCCCUCCAUGGCCCAUCUUGCUGGUCUGGCUUCCAUAUUAUAUUUGAGAGACUUUGUUCCCAUCCAGGCUGCCCUGAAGAUGACAGCCACUCUGAACUUCUACAGAAAGCGGAGACUGUCUUGGAGCUCAUGGUAGCUAGUUCCCAGAGAAUCCAGCUGCCUAGCAACUUUGAGGUCAACCCUGCUGGCUGUCUGGCAGAAAAGAUCAAAGCCCUUUUUGCUUCCUUAAAGCAACUAGAGUACUGCCCCCCACCCCUUAAACAUCUGUGCCGGGUGUACAUCCGCCAACAGCUCCGACCUUGGCCCGUGGAUGUCAAGGUCAAAGCCCUACCUCUUCCUGACAGGCUAAAGUGGUAUCUUCUCAUUGAGCUCAAUGGUUCUAAUGAUGAUGAUGUCUGAUAUGGCCUAGGCAAGCCCCUUCAUCAUUCAUUCGUCUCCCCCCAAGUCUUGUCCUUCCUCUCCCUCCCCUGGAUCUCUGAGAUUUCCCAGGUUGAAAGGCACAAUGGUUGGUAAAGCUUUAAUGUGAGAGUUUUGACCAUUUGUGCACUGAGUCUAAGUCCCUGGGUUCGGGGUAGCCUUUCCUCAUUUUUCUCCCAUCUUAAAAAAGAGGUUUGGGAAAGACCUAGAUUCUUGCUGGGUGCUAAGAUAGAUAGGUGGGUAUUCCCUAGGGUUUCUGACUAGGGUGUUUUUGACAAUAGAAGCUUCACUCAUUUUUAAUAUAAGAUGCAUUAUUAAAGGUGGCUUUGCCCUAUGGGUGAAGGAUCCCAACUCUUGCCUGAUGGGAAUAGGCUAGGAGGAGUUUUGAUACUCUAAAUUUUCAUCUGUUUUAAGUGGGAGUUUACUUGCUGUGCAACAGUUUGUCCACUGAAGCUCACCUCUAGAUAUUGGAGGGAACAAAAAAAUCUGCCUUUGUUGGUGCAAAGACUACUGCUCUGUGAAACUUAGGUUUUUAGCAAGCAUUUGGUCUUCUGGGAGCUGUAGGGAAUUUACAUUCUUCUGGGCUGGAGAAACCACUUAGUAAAGAAAGUAAUGUUAUUCCUUCUAAUUGAAGGGAUUUUAAAAGAAUAGCCAGUUUCAGUAGCUGAAGGCUCAAAAAUUGGUUUUGUUUCAGAAUGGGAUAUGUGGGAAGGGGCAAAAAGGAAGUCAGACAUGCAAGUCUACUAUUUUUCAUCACAGGUUCUCUUAGCUGUUACUUGGCAGCUCCUGCCAAAGUGCCUUUUGGGUGGCAGGGGAAAAAAGCUACUGAAAAUUUAUAUAAAUCUACUUACUCUCCCAUGAGUGAAAGAUAAAACUCAGACCUUUGUAACAGCACUACAGAUCUAUGAGACUGGGAUGUUAGGUCACAAUGGAUUGCGUGUAAAUAGGGCUGGUUUGAGCUACCUCACCUUAUUGGGGGCUGUAAGGUAGUCUGUACAAAGAGCCUAACAUUAUUAACAUGUUGAUAAUAUCUGGAAACCCAGUGUAAGUUAUGGUCAAAGUGCCAAAACCUUCGAAGCUCUCUUAUUUCAACUGGAAAAUAAAUUGCUAUGUAUACUACUUGUGUUUAAAAGCAAUUACAAGUAUAUUCAAGUAUGUGGCCUUUUAUCAAAGUCAGUUUUGUCUUUGUGAGAGUGCUUCAAGAAUGAGAAAUCAUCAUUUAGUUUAAGUCCAGACUGAAAUGUCACUGCCAAAACCCAUAGUUAAUGUCUCCCCCCAUAAAAACCUCACCACAAAACUUUUUAAAGACAUGCUGGCCAUUUGAAAAUGUAUAACACUAUACUAUAACUGCACUGAUGUUUGGAGUAAGCUAAAGCAAUUAAAUGAGAUCUUUUGUAAAAUUAA